AUGCGUCGCGUCCCAGAGGACCUAUGGUCUUUCACAUCUAGGCGAUUUUUCAAGGGUCAACAUAGACUCACGACAGGACGAUCGGAGACUUGUGUCUACCGGCCCACCGGCUCACAGCCCGAUAAGCACAUUUUCCCAAAGCGAACACUAUAUCAGGACUUCUCGGAUUUGCUAGUCCGUGGCCUUGGUGUUCACCACCCCACUAACUUCAAUGGUCUGCUCAUGCGCAGCCGUAACCCUUCUCCAGCAGCGGACGAGACAGCGGUGAAACCUGACGUUAAGACUAGAGUAUGGAGCUGGCCGACAAGGGCUGGAAUGACCGGGUGCUCAUCGCCAAACUCAUAG
Penicillium hordei is the source of this 345-nucleotide messenger RNA. RefSeq lists its product as uncharacterized. The record is from RefSeq and is a predicted model, not a curated record. Bases 1 to 345 code for a protein of 114 amino acids. The transcript has a single exon. Lineage: Eukaryota; Fungi; Ascomycota; Eurotiomycetes; Eurotiales; Aspergillaceae.